AUGUCGCUGGAAGAGUGUAAACGCAAGCGUGCAAACAUAAAACGAAACAUAUCACGCAUCAGAUCAAUUGUUGAUGUCAUUAAAGAUGCUGAGGACAAACCAUGGCAUGUCGAGCUACAAUGUCGUUUAGGAAUUUUAGAAUCUUAUUUUAAACAAGCGUUAUCUGUACAAGCUGAAAUAGAGGAUUUGGAUCCAACAGAUAAUGGUCGCGCGGAUUUGGAAGAUAGCUACGUCGCAGUUAAACAAAGAUUUCAAGCACAACUUGGCGAGGAUGUGAACAGUACUAAGGCAUUGCUUCCAACCUGGUCUCAGUGCACUCAGGUCUUGGAACGUCACUGCCAAUUUCUAUACUCAUCUGAAUCGUCUUUGCAGCGCAAAUCUGACUCAAACAAGCAAAAUCAGUCAGGGGCCCACAGUCAGAAGUCAUCGUUCGCCAUUACUAAACCUUGCUGCGUUCUCUGUUCUGGUUCCAAUCAUAAAAUCAGUAGUUGCUCGCAAUUCAAGGAGCUGAAUACCACUCAACGGUUCGACGCCGCAAAGCGGUACGAUCUGUGUAUCAACUGUCUUAGCAACGGACAUAGAAUCGCCCAGUGUCCGUCAAAGAAUCGUUGUCGCACAUGCAAUCGUGCCCAUCACACGAUGCUGCAUCACGACAACGCGUCUCAGUCACCAUCGACAGCAUCAUCAUCUACUACCUCAUCACAACCUUCGUAUUCUGCUCGAGCUCCGUGGAAUAAUGCAUCAUCACAAUCAUCCGAAUCGUUUAGUAAACAGCAAACGUACAACGAGGCACGCUCAUUGCAAGCAGCAACGCAUUCGCACAUGGAUUUAUCGGAGGGUGGUAACGUAAUUCUGGCAACGGCUAUGGUGCUCGUCAAAGACUCGACAGGCGCGUACAAACUUGGUAGAGCCUUACUCGAUUCAUGCUCCCAAGUAAACUUCAUCACCGAUGAUUUCGCUCAAAAACUUCGGCUUAGCAGAGAAAGGCAUUAUGUCGGCAUUCGGAGUAUUGGUGAAUCACUCACCAAUCUCAAGGCACGCACAACAACUACCAUCAAAUCACGCACUUCAUCGUUCGAACUUUCAUUGCAAUUUGGAAUUACUUCGCAAAUCGCAUAUCAACCUGACAGUGAAAUUGACACUUCAACUUGGAAUCUGCCAGCCAAUACCACAUUAGCAGACGAACUGUUCUUUAAACCGCGGCGCAUCGAUUUGUUGCUUGGCACAGAGGCCUUCUUCGACGCACUUUCUGUUGGUCAAAUACGACUGGGCUCUAACUUACCUACGCUUCAAAAAACUUUGUUGGGUUGGGUCGUUUCAGGCAGAUAUCAACGUCAACGUCAGGCGGUAUCUGCGUCUUAUCUGCUGUCAAACGAAAGCUCUAUCGAUGAAAAUCUACAGCUGUUAUGGGAGCUUGAAGCAGUCGACACAACAGUCAAACCGAUUCAGCCUGGACAUCGUAUAUGCGAAAACUACUUCUUAGCUACUACUCAUCAGGACGCUACAGGACGCAUAGUCGUAAACCUACCUUUCAAAGACAGUCCAAAUCGCCUAGGAAAGUCGCUUGACAUCGCUCGCCGCCGAUUUAUCGCAAUUGAAAGACGACUGCUUAAUUCACCUGACAUUCGACAACAAUACAUUUCGUUCAUUGAAGAAUACGAAGGUCUUGGUCACAUGUCUGCCGUUGCAGCACCUAAAUUGGAAGAAUCACACUACUACAUCCCCCAUCACUACGUGCUUAAGCCCAAUAGCGAAUCAACCAAACUACGAGUGGUGUUUGACGCCUCAUGUCGCAAUACAACACAAACAUCACUGAACGAUCUGCUGUUAGUGGGGCCUACAAUCAAGAGGAGCUGUAAAUUCUACUGUUGCGGUUCCGGUUAUAUCGAUAUACCAUAA
This is a messenger RNA of Rhagoletis pomonella (apple maggot), 1899 nucleotides long. RefSeq lists its product as uncharacterized. The transcript has 2 exons. NCBI's taxonomy places the organism in Eukaryota, Metazoa, Arthropoda, Insecta, Diptera, Tephritidae. The record is from RefSeq and is a predicted model, not a curated record. Bases 1 to 1899 code for a protein of 632 amino acids.